Molecule: messenger RNA, 1467 nt
Organism: Racocetra fulgida
Lineage: Eukaryota; Fungi; Glomeromycota; Glomeromycetes; Diversisporales; Gigasporaceae
Source: the annotation of a GenBank genome assembly
AUGGCUCCAGGUGUUCCCGGUAUUCCUGUAAAACUUGACACUCCAAGAGAACUUACCCAUAAACCUUCAAAGGAAUCUUUUGUAAGAUAUACUUCGGCUACAAGGCUUCAGAGAUAUACUACUACCAUUGAUAAAUUUGAUGCUCCUGAGAAAACUAAAUUUGAUGCUCCUGAAAAAAUUAGAUUUGAUUCUCCUGAGAAAGCUGAAUUUUUGAAAGAAUUCUCACAUAAAUAUGGUUAUAAUGGUAAAAUUGAUUCUAUACGUGAGAAUGAAUACCCUCAUUUAAAGGACAUUGCUUACCUUGAUCAUACUGGUACAACUACUUAUGCAAAAAGUACCAUUGAAUCAUUUGCUGAUGACCUUAAAAAUAAUCUUUUUGGUAAUCCUCAUUCUGAAAAUCCAAGUUCUCUACUUUCUACCGAACGAGUUGACCGAGUUAGACUCCGUAUCUUAAAUCAUUUUAAUGCAAAUCCUCGUGAUUAUCAAGUUGUAUUCACUCAAAAUUGUACCGCCGCAAUUAAAUUGGUUGGUGAAGUCUUUCCUUGGACUUACGGUAAAAGUUCAUUUAGAUAUAUGAGAGAAGGUCAUAAUAGUUUAAUAGGUUUAAGACGUUUCGCAGAAGAAAAUAAUUCUUCUGAUGUUAAAGUCGUAACCGAGAAAGACCUGGAGGCCAUGUUUAAAGCAUACACGGAACAUAGGAACAUUAAUUUGCCACCUGAAAAUAAUAACAGUAUCGUAUAUGGUCUUUUUGCUUAUCCUGCACAAUGUAAUUAUUCUGGAAAAAGAUUUCCACUUUCAUGGAUACGAAAGAUCAAAUCUUUUGAUACUGAUAAAUCAAAAGUCUUGGUUUUAUUGGAUGCUGCUGCUUAUGUAUCAUGUUCACCAUUAUCAUUAGCUAGUUUAGAUGAUUCUCCUGACUUUGUUGCUUUCAGUUUUUACAAAAUAUUUGGCUUUCCCACUGGAUUGGGUGCUUUGAUAGUAAAAAGUGAGUUGGCUACAAUAUUAAGAAAGCGAUAUUUCGGUGGUGGUUCAAAUUCUUCAAUUCAGGGUCCUAUCUUCAAUUUUAAUUUAAAACGCGCUGAUGGUACUUGGAUUGGGUAUCGUGAUGUAGAAAAGGUUGCAGGUGAACGUGGAAUUCAUUUAAGAACUGGUGGCUUUUGUAACCCUGGUAGCACUUCAAAAUGGGUAAAACUUAACCCUGAUCUUGUCAUGGAAAACUAUAUGGACGGAAAAUACUGUGGUGAUGAAAAUGAUCUUUACAAGGGAAGAAUCCAAGGUUCAAUACGCAUCUCAAUAGGUGCUAUGACAACAAUUGAUGACAUUAUUAAAUUUUUAUCAUUCCUUAGAGAAUACGUUGAUACGACAGUUCCUUCACAACAAAGAGCUUUAUCACAUGUAGCACCUAAAAAUCGUGUAUCACAAAAAGUAGAAAUGAGCAUAACACAUCCAAAUAUGGUUGUAGAAAAG